GGAAGUACGCAGAUACCAGACCUUCCCAUCAGGACUGAGGAGGUCUCUGGAAGACAGAACAGUGAGGGAUGUCUUCUUUGAGUGCCGACCAACACAAAAUAAAUGGGAUCAAGUCAUGAUCCCACCAGCUCCCAGAAGAGGGAGCCAGAAGGAGAGAAAUGGUGGAGAACUAAAUUGUGGCUGUCCUCCGAGAAGCUGCAGCCACUGCUGAGACUGCCUGAUUCUUGUUCAUUGCAGCAUCGAACUAAAGGAUUCUCAAACUACUCACCAUGUCUCCAACUACAGAAUGGACUCUCUUCGUUCUUUUCAUUCCACUUUUUGCUUUAAGCUCCACAGUGAAAGCUGAACGUCCGCUGAGGCCAAAAAAUGUGAAGCUGAUGCCUGAUGAAAAAGGUCUAAGGGUCACAUGGGAGCUUCCAAGAGAUUCUCAGUCAAGGCCUGUGGAACACUACAAUAUUGGUUAUGGGAAAUCUAUGAAGACUCUGCGGUAUAUUAAAGUGGGUAAAAACACUCAAUCCCAAGUACUUGAGGAUGUAGAGCCUGGUGUUUUGCACUUUUUGAAGAUGACUGCUGAGAACAGUGAUGGAGUGAGCCAGCCAGUGUACAAAGCAGAAACACCUCCAGAAACCAAGGUUCCUGGAAGGCCAUUACAAGUGAAGGGACACACAUCUGAAGACAGUGUGUCUGUGCAGUGGAAGCCUCCUCAUUCGUCAGGCCCAGAUAACCCAGGGAGAGUGAGAUCAUAUGUUCUGGGUGUUGGAGAGGACAAUAAAAGAAUGCAUUAUACAUCCUUACAGGACGAUCAAACAACUCAUGAAACUAGAAGGCUUGCUUCUGAGUCGGUGUAUGUGGUAUCACUGCAGGCACAGAAUGCACUCGGGCAGAGCUCACCUGUAUAUAGGCCGGUCAUGACCAAAAAAAAAGCUUCAGAUUCUGAGGAAUUGCCUGAAGCAAAGGACAUCACUGUUCGGAUCAUAUCCCCUCAGUCAGUUCUUGUAACCUGGAUUGAUCCUGCCUUUGAAAAACAAAAGGACGUUGUAAGUGCUUCAUCAAGACACUACACAGUUCGGUACAGAGAGAAGGGAGAAUCAGCCAGGUGGGAUUACAAAGAGAGCACGCAGAGACGAGCCCUGAUAGAGAAUCUGAUAGCAGACACAAUGUACGAGUUUUCUGUUAGAAUUUCAAAGCGAGAGAGGAAUGGCAAAUGGAGUGUUUCAGUUUUUCAAAGGACUCCUGAAUCUGCCCCCACAAGUGCACCUGAAAACUUUUAUGUUGAGCCCUUGAAGGGAAAAGGUACUGCUGCAACUGCAUCUUGGGAUCCACCCCAGGAAACAAAUGGAAGAAUAAGAGAAUACAUUCUUUCAUACGCCCCCGCUCUCAAACCCUUUGGAACAAAGUCCAUUACCUAUCCUGGAACCACCUCCUCUGCCAUAAUCGAUGGUCUGCAGCCUGGUGACCGCUACAUUUUCAAAAUUCGCGCAGCAAACAGGAGAGGACAAGGUCCUCAGAGCAAAGCCUUCAGUGUCGCUAUGCCAACAACUAGCACUAUUGGUUCAUCAUCAUCUCAACACUCCAAAGUCCCAGAUGGUCGUAAGAAGAGUACGUUCAGGACAUCUUCAAAUCCUGCUUCAUCUUCAAAAGUACCUUGGUCCCAUUCUACAUCUAAGCUGCCAGAAACUGGUUCUCGAUUCACAGAAGAACCUGAGGAACCUGAUUCAUAUACGCCUGUGAAAGCUUCUUCUCCCAAACCUGGAACAUCCCAUUCUUCUCAAAACAAAGACAAUGAAACUAAGGAUUUAAUUGGACAAGGACCUCAUUCAGAUUCAGAUGAGAAUUUAGAGGAAGAGGUGGAUGAACAUUUUGAAGAGAAACGUGUUCAGCACACAAAACAAAACAAUGCAGCAACAACCAGUGAUGAUUCCUCAUCAGAAAGUUCUUUUAAAUCAGAUAAAAUUUCCCCUGGAUCAGUGUCCAAAACACGACCACAGAGGCCCAUCUCUCCCACAAAUACAGGUACAAACAAAAUGAGAAGGCCAGCUACCUUGCCCAAAGCAAUCUCCCCCUCGAAAAUUUCUAAAGAGAAAGAGGACCCCCCCUCCACUAAGUCCAAUGCUCAGGAAUCUGAUUUUACAAGAAAGAUCCACACUGAUAGCUCUUAUCCCAACAGAAGGGAACCAGAUGACCAUGAUAAAGAAAAAGUACCGUCAUUCCCUUCUUCCAAAAAUUUUUUUUCUAAAAAACCUUUAAAUUCUUCUGUGUUGUUUCCAAAGGGAGGACGUGUAGCUGUUCCAGCUAAUCGUCAAAUGGGUUCUGGUUUCAUUAAUGGCCGAAGACCAGUGGGAAGCCAAUCUAGGCCUAGUUACACAGAGUCUAGAGGCUCUGCCCAGCCCGAAACUACUCCAGAACAAAUAGGAUCUAGCAGGAUUUUAAACAGUCGGUUAAAACCUGAUCUUUCUUCAACCGUGUCUCAAUCUACCUUGUCAACAGGCGCACAAAAUCCUCAAAGCCGUUCAUCACAUAGUCAGCACUUGACAAAACCACAAGACAAUUAUCAAGAUAAUGAAAGCACUGAGACUGAAACAGAAGAGAAAAAAUCAGCUUCCUCCUUGUCAUAUUCUACUCCUUCACCUGAUUAUGAUAGGGGUGCCCAGACUUCACGUCUGGGCACCAAAGAAUUUGUUACUUCAAAUGACAAGCAUAGCUCAUCCCCAUCAACAGGAACUCAUACUGAAGCCAAAAUAUUAACUUCAGAACGUACUCGUUCACCUUCAUUGUCUAGUAAUAGGUUCAGUGUGCUACGCAGGCAUUUCCCUAAACAGGAAACAAAAUUGAAUACAUCUUCUGGGCAACGUAGAGUUCCAUCAUCCUCAACAAGGUCCCAGACAUCAGAAUCAAAUGUGGCACACACAGAUUCAGGUGCUUCCGUUACACAAGAAACAAAUGAAAAGCCAAAAGUCCCCAUUUCUUUUCCAUCAGAGCAUGCUUCUACCGGUUCCUCAAAAAGACAUCCUGCAGUUAUAAGUGAGUCUUCAAAUCCUGUUAUCCCUUCAGAUUCCAGUUCCUCACCUCCAUCCCAGGGACAUUUAGAUUCUGAUAAUCCCAUCCAUCCAAAAUCUAAGGACGAAGAUGAUGAUUAUGAUUAUUACGGAAGCAAAGAACUAUAUGAUACAACUGACAAACUAGUUUCAACGACAGCAGAACCCCAAGUAACUACCUCAUUUUUAAGAAAACCUCAAAAACCAAAUCCACGUUUUGGAAAAGCACACUUACCUUUUGUCCAGUCAGUUCCCCAGCGGCCUGCUGGAGGUUUCAAUGGGAAAUCAAGGUCUCCCAUGUUUAUAAACCGCCAGUCUGGCUCCAGGGAUUCUGAAAGUUUGCUUCCUUCAGAUUACUCAAAGCUGCCUUAUGUAACCUCCAGCCAUACGUCUAGUGAAAGACAGCACACAGCUUCUUCUUCAGUACCAAGAACCUCUUCAUCCCAGUCAUCUUCUGCAUCACUACCGCAUUUACCACCGAUUCGGGAACCUAAUCAAGGUACAAGGGUACGGUAUCCUGGCCGCAUGGAUGUUGCCACACGGGUAAAAACUCCCUCCAGUGCUUUGAAACCUAGCUACACACAAGGGAAAAAUGGCAGACCAAAUCUCACAAACACAAAUGGGAAAGUUGUGUCCACUUCAGAUGCUAAAGUCAAGCAAGGAGGUCGUAGGUUAAUCACUGGACCAGAAGGUGUUAAAUGGAUAGUGGACUUUGACAAAGGAUUUUUAAUGAACCAAGAGGGAAGAAUUCUGCAGGACUCAAAGGGCCGUCCUCGUAGAGUGGUACUUGGAGAAGACGGACGCACAAUUUUUGAUGAUCAAGGAACUCCACUGGUGAGUCCUGAUGGGCUUGCUCUCUUUGGACAUGGGAGGGACAGCAGACCAGUGGUCAAUCCUAAAGAUAAGCUGCUAGCAGUAGGAGGAAAACCAUUAGUAGGUUUGGACCCUAUAAAACCAACACAGAAAAUGACUACAACUACAACCACAACUACAACAACCACUACUACUGCUGCAACAACUACAACCACUCCUGAACCAACAACUAUUCCAACCACCACUGAGAUGACCACAGAGGAGUCUACGACACCAUUCAUUUUCCCCACUUGCCCACCUGGGACCUAUUCCCAGGUAGAUGAGAGAGGAUAUCCAUUGCUUGGAGAAGAUGGCAUACUUGAUUGCUACCCUGAAGAAUUUCAGUUUGUUCAGACAACUCUAUCUCCAACUACAACUCCAACAACACCUACUACAAGGGAAUCACCAGAAGCUACUACAACAGAAACUGAGGAAGUAUACACAGAAGCUAUGCACUUCAACAACGGUCCUACUUCAGGGUUUGAUGCAGCUGGAAACCCUCGAUUUACAGCCCCAUAUGUUAACUACAUCCAGAAAGACCCUGGGGCACCCUGCUCGUUAACAGAGGCCCUGGAGUACCUGCAGGUGGACGUUCUGGAAAACCUCUUUGAGAAAGACAGACAAAGCACCCAUCAGCCACCUAAGAGCAAGCCUCACAAUAUCACUGUGGUGGCCAUGGAGGGCUGCCACUCUUUCGUCAUCUUGGACUGGGCUCGCCCUCUGAAAGAUGACAUGGUGUCAGGAUAUAUGGUACACAGCGCUUCCUACGAUGAUGUUUUAAAUAACCGAUGGUCAUCCAGUUCAGCAAAUGGUACCCAUUUACCCGUAGAGAACCUGAAGCCAAACUCAAGGUAUUACUUCAAAGUCCAGGCAAAGAACAUAUUUGGUCUUGGUCCUCUCAGUGAAACAUUUACAUAUGAAACAGAAUCAGAUGAUCCAUUGCUCAUAGAGAGACCUCCUGGUGGAGAGCCUAUUUGGAUUCCUUUCUCCUUCAAGUACAACCCAGCACAGAGCACCUGCAAGGGUAGUCAAUAUGUGAAGCGUACCUGGUACAGAAAGUUUGUUGGCGUUGUGCUUUGCAACUCACUCCGGUACAAAAUCUUUAUGGGAGAAGGACUGAAAGAAACUUUCUACAGUAUUGGAGAUACAUACGGCCAUGGUGAAGAUCACUGUCAAUUUGUAGACUCCCAUAUGGAGGGAAGGACAGGGCCUCACUACCUAUCAACCUAUCUGCCAACUGUGCAAGGUUUCUUCCGUGCUUAUCGCCAGGAGCCAGUGCAGUUUGGACUCAUCGGCCGUCGCACAUCUCAUCCCUUUGUGGGCUGGUAUGAGUGUGGUGUACCUAUUCCAGGAAAAUGGUAACAAUGACCCAAUAAAGAAACUUUAAUCUAAAAGUACAUGGCCCAAACUUACUGUGGCCUUUCUUCACAAAAGAGAAAUAAACUUUACGAAAUGGCAAAGUUACACACAUGCUGCUUUAAAAUGAAGACAAUAAAACGUAAUAAUAGUCCCGUAUUAAUAAUUCAUGCACUUUUGAAGCAGUGUUUGUGAGAAUAAAGCUUGUGUGUUGGAAUUGAUUUUUCUUCACUCCUAAAAACCUUAUCCCAAUGGCUAAAUGUAAUACAAAAAUGAGCAAUUGCGUAAAAAUACAAGUAACAACAUUUUGCAUAAACACUUAGCAAAGACAAAAUAUAGCAAAGACAAAAUAUUACAUCUUUUACUUUAUAAAAGAUUGCAAAGUACUAAGUUAUUAAUGAAAAUGAACACAACAUUGUGUUGUAUAAAAAGGUCCAUGUUAAUAUUAGUUUUGUUUUAUAUAUAUAUCAUUGAUUAUGUCUCAAAAAACAGUUUACACAGUAUGGCUGCAUAAUAAAACAUUCCUGAAAACGAAAUGUUUGCUACUGUUACUUUAAUUAUAUACAUUUUCUCUUCAAAGAUUCUCGCCUUUUCCGAAUCUUUGUACCCCAUAAAAUAUUGGGCUGGGGGUUAUUUUUUAUUUUCAGUAUGAGGUCAGGGAAACAAUGAGAAUUACGUUGCUCAGGAAUGAAAGAAAAUUGUUAAAUGGUGCUAUGGAAACCACUAAACAGAAAACAUUUACCCUGACACUUUUUUUCUUUGUUGUUGCUCUCGCUCUUUUUUAAAAUCAACAAAAUCGCUUUUAAAAUUUAAAGUCCUCUAGCUUCAACAAAUCACACCUGACUUCUAAUAGUGUUUAUGUUAUAAAAUAUGUUAUUUAUUCUUACUGUAUUCAACUACAUAUAACAGCAUAAUUGUUGUUGGACUUAUAUUUUCUCUGUCCAUCCAUCUAUCACAAAACCUGUGGAUGUUUCAAAUUGGUGACAAUACUCUGGUGUUCAAGUCAAGUAUUUUAUCAAGAUCCAUGGUGUUGUAAUUUGCACUAAAAUGCAUGAGCUGAUAGACACUGCAAUGAAAGCAAAGGACCUAUUGAUGUCUGUGCAGUUCACAAAUUCCAGACACAUAUGUAUAAAGGACUGGCAAGUCUGUAUAUGAGAUAUGUACUUUGGUUAGUGUAUAAAUUGUAUUAUGAUUUUUUUCUCCCAAUGCCUGUUUUUCUUUCUGAUGUAAUUUAGAUGAUUUCAUUCUUCCUCGGCUAACAAAACAGGACUUUUCAACCUUUUUCUGAGCUCUGAAUCAUAAGGUUGGAAAACGUAGCUUUUUAUAUUUUUUUCAUCAUUUUGUAAGAAUAAAUGCAUUUGAAAUGUAA
Messenger RNA from Lepisosteus oculatus (spotted gar), 6612 nucleotides. The record is from RefSeq and is a predicted model, not a curated record. Lineage: Eukaryota; Metazoa; Chordata; Actinopteri; Semionotiformes; Lepisosteidae.